GACGCUCCAUCUCCCCAACUUCUUUAUCUAGUGUGGCAAUUGACUAACACGUAUAAAACUGCUCGCUCAAGUCGAAAUAUUCAGCAGUUAGCGAACUGACCGUCUCUUUGCAGCAAUGGCUACCAAACUUACUCUUCUCAUCGCAGCAGUUGCGGUCGCCUGUCUUGGCGUCGCCUGUGCAGCCCCCGAGGCCGCCGCCCACCAUGAGAAGCUCAACGCUUACGGCUACGGUGGUUGCGACGGUAGGACGCUCCAAUACCUUCGCCAGCAAAUCCAACUCUGCACGAGAAACGUCCCCUCUCAGCAAUACUUCAACCCAGGCUGGACGUGCGCAGUCGAUGUCAGCAGCGCACUAAGAGGCGGGUACUCCUGCUCACUGGAGCAGGCUCCGGCCUUGCUGGGCGAGUGUCUUGAGAGCUACUACCUUGAUGGAGCGUCGUCACAGGCUUGCCUGCAGGGUGCAAUUGACAACGGUAGCUGCUGCUGACCACUGUAUUCUGCAUUAAUUGCGUCGGGUUGUUAUUUCCAAAACAAUAAACUACUUUCAGCUUAUAAACCAGUCAA
This is a messenger RNA of Frankliniella occidentalis (western flower thrips), 564 nucleotides long. RefSeq lists its product as uncharacterized. The transcript has 3 exons. Bases 116 to 487 code for a protein of 123 amino acids. NCBI's taxonomy places the organism in Eukaryota, Metazoa, Arthropoda, Insecta, Thysanoptera, Thripidae. The record is from RefSeq and is a predicted model, not a curated record.